UGCUAAUCCUAAUUCAAAUCCUGAUCCUAACCCUAAUAUAAUGCUCGCUCUAUCCCCGGCAAUCAGAACAAGCGGGGCCUCAUUUUCUCACUCUCAUAUAUCGACCCUCUCCCGGCUCGCUCGUAAAGUGAUCAACAAGGAUUGCAUGACUCCCAACUCGACAACAGGUCCCCUGGCCCGUCACACAAACACAGCCAGCACCCAGGUCGACUGACACGGGCGGAGAGCCAAGGGAGGCGGAAUAAUUACAAUAAUCCUGUUGAUUCGUGUUGAUUCGUCAGUCAAAUCUAGCCAGCGCAAACAACCCGAAUCUUUUUCCCGUCGAGCAAUUCUUCCAUCCAGAUUACACCCGCUGUCACAGCGUACGCUUGCCAUCUCGCCCGAGCUUUUCGCCACCCUCCGACGCCAGUUCUGUUCAUCCCAUCGGACGACUCGCGAUCCACGAGGCUGCGGGAGUGCGGAAGAUGUGUCCGGCACGGCUCUCAACCCAAGGGCCAUCGGCAGCGUCAAGAUGGAGCGACGAGGAGCACGACAUACUCGUCGACUUGACGAAUGAACAGCUCGAACUGGAGAAGAAAGACGCGUCGAAGGUCAUUCCUUGGGCCAAACACUGGACUAACGUUUCCGACCGGCUACACAGAAGGGGUCACAGCAGAACAUCGGCCGCUUGCCUUGGAUACUGGAAGCGCACUCUCGGUGCCCAAAAGGCCAAUGAAAAAGCCGCUGGCCCUAGAUGGGACGAUACUGAGCACCAGAUACUACUUGGCAUGACUGAAGAGCAACUCGAAUUGGAGGAGACUGACCCUUCAGCCGUUAUGUCAUGGGCUAAGCAUUGGAAAAGAGUAUCGGAACGCCUGAAAGAGAAUGGUCAUACCAGAUCUGUAGAUGCAUGUGAUGCGUACUGGAACCUGGUGCAAGAUAAAUCUCCUCUUGCUGCUGGGACUGGACUCGAUAUCGAAGACGAAUCUUUGUCCUCUGAGGAACCAUUUGAGGUCAGCUGUGGGGUUGAGUCAAAUGAAAACGAAGAACCUGUCGAGUCGGGGAAAACGCCUGAGCCACCUUCCAAGGUGGAUGCUGAAAGCCCGACUGUUAGCGAACCGAGGAGGACGCCGAGGAGGACGGCUGAGAAGGAUCCCGGACUACCUUCUAAUGAAGAGAUAGAAACAGUUUCUCCCACUCAACCAAACAGGACACCAAGAGGAAGAUCUAGAAAGGACUCUAGCCUGUCGUCCAAAGCCGAAAAGGAGAGUACAUCUCCCAAUCAACCAAACAGAACGCCGAAGGUAAGGUUUCAGCCAUUAUCCUCUUUCCUUCCCGACUUACGGUUUGCGAUCAGAAGCCAGAUGGGGAAUCCAUAAGUCCAGCGCUUGUCGACAAAAUAAAAGCCAUGCUUGGUGAAUUGGGGUAUACUCC
This is a messenger RNA of Hyaloscypha bicolor E, 1413 nucleotides long. RefSeq lists its product as uncharacterized. Lineage: Eukaryota; Fungi; Ascomycota; Leotiomycetes; Helotiales; Hyaloscyphaceae. The coding region runs from base 465 to 1358 and encodes 297 amino acids. The transcript has a single exon. The record is from RefSeq and is a predicted model, not a curated record.